Lingula anatina is the source of this 2923-nucleotide messenger RNA. RefSeq lists its product as uncharacterized. Gene Ontology annotation, molecular function: dopamine beta-monooxygenase activity; copper ion binding. Gene Ontology annotation, biological process: octopamine biosynthetic process; dopamine catabolic process; norepinephrine biosynthetic process. NCBI's taxonomy places the organism in Eukaryota, Metazoa, Brachiopoda, Lingulata, Lingulida, Lingulidae. The record is from RefSeq and is a predicted model, not a curated record. Gene Ontology annotation, cellular component: secretory granule membrane.
CAGCCUUUCAUCGACACUAACAACCCAGUUUCUAAUGCAGCACCCCGUCACGACCCUAGUUAUUACUGAGGCUGGCAUUUUAUAACAGAAGAGUUUAAGCUGCCAAUCAAUUAUUUAUAAAAACGUGUUUAACGUGCUGGGAACUUUUUUAGCAGUUUGGAGUAAACAUUGAAGUCAGUGUUUCUAAAAUGCUGGUUUUCAGAGUUCUAACACUUUUUGUCCCACUCGCCAUACCGAGUUUGGCGGAUUUCACUCACCAUGUGGUACUUAAGGAUGACGUCUUCUUUUUAUCCUGGAAAUUCGACAAUGAAACUAUCACGUUUGAGACCCAGGUUCGUACCACAGGCUAUAUAGGACUUGGAUUCUCUCCCAAUGGGGGUAUGACAGGGGCGGAUAUCGUUAUCGGAUGGGUGAAAGAUGGGACGGCGUACUUGAAGGAUUGCUACGCGACAGCGAUGCAAAUGCCCUCUAUUGACAAGAGCCAAGAUGUGGAGCUGAUCUCUGGCAGUGAGAACAGCACCUUUACGACAUUACGCUUUAAGCGUAGACUGGACACAUGUGAUAGCAAAGAUAACAAGAUAACACAAAGUACCAUGCGCUUUAUUUGGGCUUACCACGAUUCAGACCCCCUGACUCAGACGGACUUUCUGUACCAUGGGAACGUGAACCGUGGAGCAAAGAGCAUGUUCCUUUUGGACCCCGCUGAUAAUCCAGUUAACACUGUCACUAUACCAAACGAUGCAUAUACCUUGGAGUUUCUAAAUAAUAAGGUUCAAGUACCUUCAACUUCCGACACAACAUAUUGGUGUUCCGGCUUCACGCUGCCCAGUUUCAGUAACGUUCAUCACAUGAUUAAGGCAGAGCCGAUAGUUCAAAACGGGAACGCAGCACUUGUGCGUCACUUUAUUGUGUAUGCCUGCAACCACCAGUUCAACUUCACCGACCACGCCAAUUAUAGUAAUGAUUGCACGGGCAGGGGAAAUAUGCCUCCAGAUCUUGAAUUAUGCCAACAAAUGCUGAUGGCGUGGGCGGUUGGAGGAGAGGUUCAGGUGUAUCCAGAGAAUGUUGGCUUUCCUUUUGGAGGGGAAGGUGAUCCCACUUUCAUUUUGUUGGAAACCCACUAUGACAACCCAGCUCUGAGAAAUGAUUACGUGGACUCAUCUGGUGUGCGUUUUACCUUAAUACCACGUCGUCGACAGUAUGAUGCAGGGAUAAUGGACGUUGGCGUUAUGGUCUCUAGAAACCACGUCAUUCCACCAUACUAUGACGAAUUCUACAGCUGGGGACAGUGCUCUGAUUGUAUGGAAAGUGGUUUAGAAAACGUACCAUUGGGAAUCAACGUGUUUGCUGCGGUGCUGCACGCGCAUUUGGCGGGAACUGCUAUUUACCUACGCCACUUCCGGGGUGGAGUAGAAUUUCCGUAUUUGGCAUACGACGAGAAUUACGACUUUAACUAUCAGGAGUACAGAUAUUUCAAAGAACCGAAGAAAAUAAUGCCAAAUGAUGAUUUGGUCACCCAUUGCAAAUACAGGAGCAGUGAUCGAACUUAUGUCACAUGGGGAGGACUUGGAACUAAAGAGGAAAUGUGCCUGGCGUUCAUAAUAUACUACCCACGAGUAAACCUGACGAACUGCAUCAGCGUCCCCCUGCAGUCGGAGCUGAUCAAAAUAGCCCCAGAGUUGACGUCAUCGUCCGAUGACAAUGGCUACAGUGUAAUUAUCCAAGCACCAUCGCAAUACGCAGGACGUAGAUUUCAUGAUGUUAUGGAAAACUUGGUCAACUGGCAAGACGGCAAGGCUCGUGAUAGAUUUCAAGCUCUUGAGAUGAAUUCCACUCGAAUGCAGAUUUGUACUGGAACAAAUGGAUAUCGGCAUAGAAACUUGAUCCAGAAAUUGCAGAUCAGCGCGCCUUACAAGAUACCACAAGCAUCCUGCCCAGACACUCUGGUCAGUAUUGGCUCUAUAUCGUUUGCUGAUAAACCCGUUUAUGUCACCAUGGCAACGAUUCUAUGUACCUUGUUCUCACCUCUGUUAAAGAUGUGAUGCAUGUACACGUACCAUAUUACAACAUGCGGGACAUAACGAAUGUAUGGAAUUCUCAAAUAAAUAGUGCUGCUUCUAAUUCUCAUCAAGACAAAAUGACUGAUGAAAUAUGUGGGAGUUUCAUGACGGCUUCAUAUGUUACUCAAGACUGCUGACUUUGAUGAUCAGGCGUCUUUGUAUUUUGCUGCCUCUAUGUUGCCUUUAGGAGCUGACCUUUUUCUUUUUUAUAUGGACGCUGAGUGCUUAAUACUGCCGUUGUUUGAUCGAACUGUUGGACAUGCAUGGGUGCUUAUUUAUUUUACUCGGAUGCUUAUCGCACGCUGUUGGCAACAUUCAUGAAACCGUCAUUGCACGUUCCGUGGUUACCUGGACGGUAAUAUUAACAUUACAACACAGUGGACCUAUUAUCUGUUGUUUUGACCUGCUAUUUCGGUCUUGCAGCUGUUUUUCAUUUUCCCAAUGAAGAUUGUUACAACCUAGAUGCUUGAACAUUGUUUUCUGAUGUACAUGGAUUGCUAUAAACCAAAAUGUACACUCAUUUUUCACGUACAAUAUUCAUUAAUGGUGUAAUCUUUAUUUAAACUACUUCGUCUCUUCAGUUAUGUUUUUACUUCAAAUCUUCGAGUGAAAGAAUGUCUUGCAAUAUGUGCAGCUCAACAAUAUGGUCAUUCAUUAUCAGACAUUUUCUUAUCUUCCUGUAGUGGAAAAUGAUUUUUGCAAGUAAAUUUCACACAUUUCAAUAAUAGUUAAGUACAUUUUAUGCUAAUAUGUUUUUUUCACUUCAUCCUCAUGAUGAAUGUCUCGGGCUCUCAAAAUUGACUGUCGUUUCCCUCAUGGGGCUCUUAGGUCUCCUAUCACGUCUUUGUCUACUCACACCACAU